CAAAGAACUUUGACGGUUACAAAUGUAAAGAUAUAAAGUGUCUCGUGCAAAAAUGAUCAUAAUAAACCAGUAAUGAACGAACAAAACAUGGAAUCUAACGGUCAAUUAGUAAACAACACUAAAAACGCAGAUGAAGAAAAAACGCCAGAAAAAAUAACCAUAACUAUAGACCAAACGGACGGCGGGAAAACUGACAACAACGGAAUAAAACCACUAGAAGUAAAAAAACAAAAUGGCGGAGAAAAAGGAGAUUCCAAGGACUUGUUGGGAGUUCCAAGGAAUGGACACCGCAUGUCCUUUAUGGAAGAGGAGAGUGCGAAAGAAAGGAUGCGGCUGUCACUACUGAAGCAAUGCUCCGGGAUUCUGAGACAAGGAGACCAGAAGUACAAUAAGGAGACCCUGCACAAAGCAUUUCAGGAUGAGGACCUACUGGAGCGCGUGUUUUGGCUCUUCGACACGGAACGACAGGAUGAGUUGGUGCAGGCUGACUGGAUAGAAUUCCUGAAGGCAAGACUCACUGAAGAGAAGCAGCUGGAGCUGAUAGAACACAUCGAAAGCGUUGCUUACUUGACGUGCGGCAGUGAACAUGUUGAUCUCGACACCUUCCAGUUGAUCCUGAGGAACAGACUGGUGACAGCCCGCCUUUUCAAGGUGGUGGAUACAGAUGGUGACGGCUACGCAACCGUCGACGAUAUCAUGGAGUUCCUGUCCACAGCAUCAAGUACAAGCCCUCGCGUCGGGUUUGACCGGCACAGCGUGGACCAACUUGAGCAGCUGUUCCGGCAGACGGUGGGGGACCAGAAGGAAAUCACCAGAGAACAGUUUGAGAAGAUAUUGGUCUCGAAAAACCCCUUCUUCACGGAACGCGUGUUCCAAAUCUUCGACGAAGACGACUCCGGUGCGAUAUCGCUCCAGGAGUUCAUUGCCGCCGUGCACCGCUUCGCGGGCCAGUCGCACGAGGACAAGAUCCGGUUCCUUUUCAAAGUCUACGAUCAGGAUGGUGACGGUCUUAUCCAGCACCGGGAGCUCCAGCACGUGAUGCGAGCGUGUAUGGAGGAGAACGGGAUGACGUUUAGUGAGCAACAGCUGUUGGAACUGACGACGGCCAUGUUUGAAGACGCAGACACCGAGCAGAGGGGCGCCAUCACGUAUGAGGCGCUGCGGGGACAGCUGGACCGACACGGAGGGUUGCUGCAUAAUCUGUCCAUUAGCAUCGAUCGUUGGCUAAUUCCGGCCACACAGCCUCAGCGCAUGUCUCUACGCCACCGACUCUCUUCUCUCAAGCCUUAUCAGUUCUCUCUCCCUUACUUCAAGAACAACUAUGUGUUUAUCAUCUUUACUGGCUUGUUCUUUCUAGUGAACAUUGGGCUGUUCGUCGCUAGGAUUGUGGAGUACCAGGGGUCGAAUGGUUUUGUUAUUAUGGCUAGAGCUUGUGGUCAGUGCCUUAACUUCAACUGCGCCUGGGUGCUUGUGCUGAUGCUGCGGCUGUGCAUCACGCAGCUUCGCGUGCGCGGCGCCAGCAAUUUCCUUCCCCUCGAUUAUCACAUCUACCUACACAAGCUUACCGGCGUGCUGAUAGGCAUCUACAGCAUCGUCCAUACUAUCAUGCACAUCUGUAAUUUCAGUUUGAUAGUAGUGAAUGACCCGAAACUCAACGCUGCUAACUUCUCAACCUGGGAGUGGCUGCUGACAGAGCGCCCGCACCUCUUCGGACUGGUACACGGCUGUGCCAAUCCUACUGGUUUCGCGCUGGUGGUUAUCCUUGCAGUAAUGUGUGUCUGCAGUCAACCCUUCAUUCGCCGAGGGGGUAGCUUUGAGAUCUUCUACUGGACACAUCUUCUGUACGUGCCGUUUUGGCUACUGCUGCUGUUCCACGCGCCCAACUUCUGGAAGUGGUUUGCGUUGCCUGGCACACUGUACAUUGCCGAGAGAAUCAUCCGACUCGCUGCAAUGAGAUCUAACCACGGCAAGACAUAUAUCUCUUCAGGAAUCCUACUGCCUUCACGUGUGACGCAUUUAGUGGUGCGUAGGCCGCCUAUCUUCGAUUUUCACGCGGGUGACUACGUGUUCGUCAACAUACCAGCUAUAGCGCGGUAUGAGUGGCAUCCUUUCACUAUCAGCAGCGCUCCCGAUCAAGAAGAUUACAUCUGGCUGCACAUUCGGGGGGUUGGUCAGUGGACCAACACGCUAUAUGAAUAUUUCGAAAAAGAACACGCUAGGCUGCACGCCGGAGACGUACCCGCUGAGCAUGAAAAAGUAACCAGAACGGGUUCUAAUCAAAGUAACAAGAGUAAGCGCAAAGGCUCUUCUGGAGACGGCAAGAAGCGCUCAGUUGACUUUUCGCCAGAAGUGAAAGAGUACAGCAACGAGGGUUUCACUUUAGAUGAGGACAAGGAGAUGGAUUUUAAAGCAUUGUCACCUUCUCCCAAUGGCCGUCCAACGCUGCUUACUUUAACUCCAAUGAAACACUUGGAGAAAUCUCGCUCCAUGCCCGAUGUCCAUAACAAAGACAAGAAUAAACAACGGCUCUUAGCAUUGCAGGACUACCCUCGCUCCGAGUCGGAGCGAAGCUUUGACGUCGGGUCCAUGGCCAGCGCGCGCCGCUCCGCGCUGGGGCUUGCUUACAAAAGUCCGCAGAACAGGGCGCUGGCUCAUAGCUUCAGGUACAUGCGCAUAAAGCCGACGAUCAUCGCAUUCAAGACGCCGAGCCUGGAGAGCUGUGAACAGCGCCGUCGAUCCAACGAGAGCAUCCUCACCGUCGCUCGACGGCGGCUAUCCAAGAGUCUGUCUCCAGACAAGGAUCUGGAGAAUCCGCCUGCCAUCACCGUGCAAAGCCCCAGCGAGGCCUCCACCGCUGAGUCGUUCGCCAACUAUCCUGUAGGGAAGCCGCUCGAGAUAUAUCUCGACGGGCCGUAUGGAGCAGCAUCCUCGCACAUCUUCCGUGCAGAGCACGCUGCGCUCAUCGCUGCAGGCAUCGGAGUCACUCCCUUUGCAUCUAUUUUGCAGGCGAUUAUGUACCGGUAUUGGAACUCACGAAACGUCUGUCCUCGCUGCGAUCACAAGUGGGUUUCGAACAUCGCACAGAACAACAUGAAUCUCAGAAAGGUGGAUUUUUUCUGGAUAAACCGGGAGCAGCGCUCCUUUGAGUGGUUUGUGUCCCUGCUGUCGCAACUCGAGAUGGAGCAGGCAGAGAGCGGCGCGCGCUUCCUUGAGAUGCACAUGUACAUCACCAGCGCGCUGCAGAGGAGUGACAUGAAAGCCGUAGGGCUUCAGCUAGCGCUAGACUUGCUUCAUGAGAAGGAGAAACGUGACCUGAUCACAGGGCUGAAGACCCGCACGAACGCGGGCCGCCCCAACUGGGACAAGGUUUUCCAGCAACUUCAGGAACAGAGGAAAGGGAAGGUAACAGUGUUCUACUGCGGGCCGCCGCAACUCGCGCGCAUCUUGCGCGUAAAGUGCGACCAGUUCGGCUUCAACUUCAGGAAGGAGGUGUUUUAAAUGCAAUCUCCUGGUCAGCGGCAUUCAGACUAUAAACGCCUGAUUUUGAUCCCAUUUUAAACUCAGUGCAUUUUGGAUAUGUACUGAGGGUAAAGUUAAUUUAAUAUAGAGUCGAUAUAGAUUAUUUUAAGUUCGAAGUCCUCUGAGUAUUCAUAUUUAUAAAACGAGUAGGUACUGUAUAAAAUAAUAUACGCUUCCUGCGGGCUAAAAUAAUUAUAAUUUAGGUUACGUGUAAAAUAGCUGAUUAAAAUAACUAUUUAUUGAAAUGGAAAUCAAAAGGUAAAAGAAAAACUGUGUAUUUAAUAAACGUAUGCGUAAAAUAGGUAAAAUUUAUGUUAUAAGUAUUUCACUUGUUACUGCCAUGAUUAUAACUUUAAAAUGUUAUCAUGAGUGUCGUAUUAAGUUUAAUUACAAAUAAAUAACAUAUUAUAAAGUAAAGAAUGAUAUGAAUCAACAUCAAAAAUGCAAUAAAAUAGAAAGAAAUAUUUUUAACCUACCUAUAAUUUGUCAUCUUGUAAAUAGAAGUCAGCACAGACUUUUAUUUUUAAAAGUAUGUCAUAUGGAGCAACUUACCUCGUCGAUGCGUUUGUCAAGUCUACAGACGAGUCUACUCGUUAGGUGAUUUGUUAUCAUAUAUGGAGCAACUUACCUCGUCGAUGCGUUUGUCAAGUCUACAGAUUCAAUAUUCGCGGGAUUCAGGGUUAUAAUUCGGGGCACUUAAUAAAUAUGUAGGGGCAAGUACCUGCGGAUGGUUUACUUGGCUUUGCUUGGACGCUGCCGAUGCCGGUAUUUAAAGAACUACUUACGAUAGGCUACCAGUGUAUCUAUCUAUACAUAUAAUAAAGCGGAAGAGGGUCGAAAGUCUGUACAUGGAAGAUAUUCGAAAAAAAAUUGGCUGGGGAUACUUAGAAUCGAUAACAGAACACGUUCCAACAGUUUUUAGAAUUUUUGUCUGUUUGUCUGUUUAUCUGUUUGUCUGUUUAUUUGACCGCGCAUCAAAUGAAAACGGCUGAACGAAUUUUGAUACAAACUUUACUAAUCUGUCAAAAAAAUCCACAGCCAGGUUAUAGGCUAUAAAAUUUUAGAAAUUUUACCCCUAAGGGGGUUAAAAAGGGGAUGAAAGUUUGUAUGGGGUUCAAGAUUUAUCUUAAGCUAGCAAUUUGAAAUUUCGUAAAAAGAAUAUUAUUGAAAUACAAGAAAACUGAUUUCAGCGUUUUUGAAAAUUCAUCCCCUAAGGAGGUGAAAGAGGUUGAAAGUUUGUAUGGAGAUCAAUUUUUUUUUCGAGUGCGUUAGUUGAAACUUUGUAUAGGGCAUAUUAUUAUAAUACAGGAAAAGUUAUUUCAGCGUUUUUAAGAAUUCGUCCCCUAACGGGGUUAAAGGGGGGUUGAAAGUUUGAAUCCAUGACAAAUGCUUUGAAACUUCUUAGAAAGGUAAAGGUUUUUGAAAAUUUAACCCCUCAGGGGGUUGAAAAGGGGAUGAAAGAUUGUCUUGGGGUGCAAAUUUUAUUUUAAGCUAGGUAAUUGUAACUUUGCAAACAGGUAUUAUAUUAAAAAGUUACUUUCAGUGUUUUUAAAAAUUCAUCCCCCAAGGUGGUGAAAAAGGGGUUAAAAACUUUAUCUAGGCCAAGUUAGGUAUCGUUUUUGUAUGAAUCGGGUAUGCCGAAUUCAUUUAUAAUAUCAAAAUGACACCAUUCUGGAGUGAAAACACAAAAAAUAUGACGAAAAAAAUUUUUGUUUUUUAAAUUCCUCCACGCUUAAACCGCUGAACCAAUUUAGUUUAAAUUUGGUAUAUGUAGAGAUAGUUUGAGUCCCAGGGAAGAGCAUAGGAUAGUUUUAAUCUCAAACAUCAUCCCUUAAGGUUGAAAGUUUGUAUGGAGAUCAAUUUUUUUUUCGAGUGCGUUACUUGAAACUUUGUAUAGGGCAUAUUAUUAUAAUACAGGAAAAGUGAUUUCAGCGUUUUUAAGAAUUCGUCCCCUAACGGGGUUAAAGGGGGGUUGAAAGUUUGAAUCCAUGACAAAUGCUUUGAAACUUCUUAGAAAGGUAAAGGUUUUUGGAAAUUUAACCCCUCAGGGGGUUGAAAAGGGGAUGAAAGUUUGUCUUGGGGUGCAAAUUUUAUUUUAAGCUAGGUACUUGAAACUUUGCAAACAGGUAUUAUAUUAAAAAGCAAAAAAUUACUUUGUGUUUUUAAAAAGUCAUCCCCCAAGGUGGUGAAAAAGGGGUUAAAAACUUUAUCUAGGCCAAGUUAGGUAUCGUUUUUGUAUGAAUCGGGUAUGCCGAAUUCAUUUAUAAUAUCAAAAUGACACCUUUCUGGAGUGAAAACACAAAAAAUAUGAAGAAAAUUUUUUUUGUUUUAACUCCUCUUCACGCUUAAACCGCUGAACCAAUUUAGUUUAAAUUUAGUAUAUGUAGAGAUAGUUUGAGUCCCAGGGAAGAGCAUAGGAUAGUUUUAAUCUCAAACAUCAUCCCUUAAGGGUGUGAAAAGGGAGGUGGAAAUUUGUAUGGGAUUCAACAACCGCUGAACCGGUUUAGAUAAAAUUUGGUAUAGAGAUAGUUUGAGUCCCGUAAAAGAACAUAGGGUAGUUUAUAUCCCAAAAAAAAAAUACCUUAAAACUGAAAAGGAAGGUCUAACAUUGUAGGGGAAAAAAACAUUUUUCAGUAAAUGUCAAACGAUUUGGGACUUAUACGCUUUACCAUGCCUUCCCGAAAAAAUCGAAUCUUUCGCAAAAGUCUCGCAACGCAUUGAGGCUACAAGGGGCACGGUCUCAGGAGUCUGAGAAAGACCACGGUGAGACUUAGUGGCGCUCUAGCUAGGCAGGUCGCUUCACUUUAGGCUGAAACGGCUAGCCAGCGCGAGCCUCGAUUGUGAUCCCAAAGACAUCGUACGCAAUACAUAUGUAGGCGCAGAUCCUGACGGAGUGUGGCGCCGGAGAAGCCGUGUUCAUCCCGCGCAUCCCCCUCAUCCCGAGCAAGGUCCCGUUCCGCUUCAAGCGCCUACUGGUCCCCGUGAGCGUCUGCUUCGUCAUGACCAUCAACAAGUCGGAGGGGCAGACGCCGCCGGCGUCAUGCUUAGACUGAUUUGACUGGAGGACCGAUUUGAAUGAAAUUUGCCAUGGACAUGAUUUGGAUAGGUACAGUCAAGGAUAAAAUACAAAAAUGGUACUGUAUCGUUCGAUAUAUACGUGAUUUAAACGACAUAGAAUAAAUAGUAGCUCUAUGUCGUUUAAAUCACGUCGAAAAUUUGAAUAAGGGCAAAAAAUAAAAAUGAUUUUGGAGUGUAGUUUUAUUUAGUGGUACCUAAUUGUAAAAUAUUUUAUCUGGACUAUAGUUCUCUAGCGUAUCCAUCUAUUAACUUUACUUCAAGUUCCGCCUCCAGGGGAGAGGGAGAUAAAUUAGGGGUGAAUUAGCCGCUUACUGAUACAGACCGAAUUCCACGCAGACGGAGCCGCGGGCACAGCUAGUGAAUAAUAAUUAAAAUUGAGGCAGACACAAUUACCUAUUUAUAUUAUUGUUGUUUUGGUGACAAUCCCCAAACCAGCCCCAAACAUAUUUUAGGUGUUAUAGAUACAUGUAUACUAAUAAUUAUAUAAUAUAUUGUAUAAUAUAAUAAUUAUAUAGUAUAAUAAUAAAUAAUAUUACGAAGUCAACAUACGAGUAUAAGUAACUUACUACUACGAACCAACUUCUCUAACCACUGCACUGGUUGAUUUUUUCAAGGUUCUUCUUCUAUCUUAAUGUAAUCUUGUCUUCGGGUUUAGAUAAUGACUGUAAGUAACUCUUUCCAACUAAACAAUGAACAUCCCGUUUUUUGCGGGUAUACGGUUUUCUGCAGGAUCCCGUUUUAGUAGUAUACGUGCUUAUAAUUAUUAUAGUAACGUUCACACGAGCAUUCCGAAUUAUUGUCUUGAUUAUAAUCAAGUUUACGCAAGGCCGGACCUUAAAAAGCCAUUCCAAAUCCAAAUUAUUUAUUUGAUAAACAUACAUAAGUAUGUGUCACUAUGCUUCACCAUAUGGCAUACAAAUAGUUACUAAAGACAUGUAGCGUGCAUUUAAAAUUAAAACUUAAUAAAUAAUAAAGUAAUACACGACAAAUCAAAAGGUUAUAAAGUUUCCACUGUCUGACAAAAAAUAUUGGAUUGAGUAAGUAGUAGGUAGGUAGUAGUGAGUUGCUUGUUUAGUUAUUAAAAAAUCAUACACUUUAUUAUUAUUUUUUUAAUCAAUACCGCCCUGUUAGAGAUUUCCAUACUGUAUUAAUUUAAUUCCCAAAUACUUCGUCUUAUAUUCAUACUUGUGCUUAAAAAGCAAUAUUACAUGUUAGAAUGCUUUGUUAAGUUGCCAUAAUUAAGUCGGUACAUAGGGUUAUAGAGUUAAAGAUAUUUAUUACUUACAGCUUGUGAUACAUUGUAAUACAGUUACCUAGUUAAUAAAAACAUCAGUGUUCAUAUUAGUGUUAGGAAAUUAUACAAAUUGUUUUGACUAAAUAUAUAGAACAACAGACAGACGACAACAGAUAGACAAUAUAUAGAAUUGUAUUUUUGAAUAAAGAAAUUGUUUCGAUAAA
Molecule: messenger RNA, 8055 nt
Organism: Cydia strobilella
Lineage: Eukaryota; Metazoa; Arthropoda; Insecta; Lepidoptera; Tortricidae
Gene: Nox
Product: NADPH oxidase 5
Exons: 23
Coding region: 73-3498 (1141 amino acids)
Biological process (GO): defense response; superoxide anion generation
Cellular component (GO): plasma membrane; NADPH oxidase complex
Molecular function (GO): superoxide-generating NAD(P)H oxidase activity; calcium ion binding
Source: RefSeq, a predicted model, not a curated record